GAGUUAAAUACGCGUUUUUUUGAAAUACUUUGUAACGCGUUCGAAGCCUCAUACCAUAAACCUCUUACUUUGAUCGUAGGAAUAUCUCAGCCUUAAACUUAUAUUAUUUUUGAUUGUCGCAUAUCUUUGUUCAAUGUUAUUGUGUUUUCUUAACCUUUGGCUCACGUUUUCUUUAUUUCUUUAUCUCUUUUAGAUAACUACACUUAUUGUUCCUGACGCUUUCCAAGCACACAAGACACCUUGAAGCUAGAAGCAAACAUAGAAACGGCUAAUCUUUAUUUUUUAUCGAUGGCACUGCCGUUUCUUCCUGGAUAUAGUUUUAAUGGAAAUAUUGGGAAAGAAAAGUUCCACAAAUCACAUUAUUUGAAACUGGAAGGCGAUGAAGCUUAUAUGCAUGGUGAUGACAAGCCAGGGAUUGGUGGAGAAAAGCUACCAGGACAAAGAAUCGAUGUACCAACCAGCGUCUAUCCAUCUGGAAUGGGUAGUCAGCUCUCCGUAUGGCUGGCUUUUGAUAAACAGGCCUUAUCUUUUGAUGCUUACUUCCAAGAGUCCGUUAAUGAAAGACGUGAAGAACAAUAUCGUAUUAGAAAAUGUAAAAUCUUAUUUUACCCAGAGGAUGAUACUAUUCAAGUCGUUGAGCCACGUAUUGCAAACACUGGAAUGGCUCAGGGAACAAUUAUUAAACGGCAUCGUAUUUCCAAACCUGUACCAAAUGAACAUCUCUAUUAUACUGUGUAUGAUUUCAAUGUUGGAACAGAGUUUGUAGCUUAUGGAAAAACAUUUCGAAUUGUUUCUUGUGAUCAAUUUACAUCAAAUUUUUUACGUAAACUUGGUAUAAAAUUAGGUAAACCAGAAUCAAUACCAGAUGAUCCUUAUAGUAUUCAUCGUAAAGCUUUUACUGAGAGUAUGCAACCACUUAGACCAUAUGAAAGAAUGGAUAAACUUCGUCAAUUUCUUGAUCAUGAUCGUCAUGUGUUGCGAUUUUUCUGUUUUUGGGAUGAUACAGAAUCACUUUAUGGUGAUCCUAGAGAAAUGAUAUUAAAUUAUUUUCUAGCCGAUGAUACAAUUGAAAUACGUGAAAUUAUACCAGCUAAUUCAGGCCGUGAUGCUGUACCAUGUUUUUUACGUCGUCAAAAACUACCACGUACAAUUGCAUCAAUACCGUUGCCGGGUGUAAUAACUGACAGAACAUUAUUAAAUGUAUUCGGUCAUCCACAAAGAGGUGGACAUUAUAUACUGGAUAGUCUAAAGCUUGGUGCACCUAAAGAUGACUUUUACAAAGAUCGUGAUUUAACAAUCGGUGCAAAUAUUAAUGUUUACGGUAGAAAGUUUUUAAUAUGCGACUGUGAUGAAUUUACCAAAGAGUAUUACCGUAUCAAGUAUGGCAUACAAGAUUUCACCCCAGUUAAACCUAAGCUUCAAGAUCAUAUCACCACUGUGAAACGUGAAAUUCCACCAUAUAACGGUUGGGGUACUGAUGAAGAUUCACUGGCUAAUUGUUAUAGUUUAAUACCAAAAGCACCAAAUCAUAAUUUUAAAAAAUUCAUGGAAUUAGACCGUCAAGGUUUAGAUUCUCAUGUUUUACGUUUUGCUGGGCGUUUAUUGUCUGGACGACCGAUAGAUCGUGAUCGUCAGUUUGUGAUUAGUUGCUACUUGUCAGAUGAUACAAUUUCAAUUUUUGAACCGCAACAAAAAAAUUCAGGUUUCCAAGGUGGUUUAUUCUUAGAACGAUCAAAAAUAAAAAAACCCGACAGUAAAUUAUUUGAUAAUAAACCAAUGGAAUAUUACAAACCAACAGAUUUAUAUGUUGGUGCUAAACUGGAUUUUAAUACAUUUCUAUUUGAAUUAACUGAAGCCGAUGAUUAUACAUUAGAUUAUAUGGAGAAACAUAAAACACAAUUUAAACAAGCUGACUAUCAAUUAAUAUUGAAUAAAUUAAUAACAAUAUUAAACAAUGAACAAUGUGAUGAAAUUAUCAAGUAUGCUGUAAAUCAAGAUCCAGAUGAUACAGGAACAUUUGGUUUUGAUCAAAUGAUAAAUUUAAUUAAUCAGUUGACUGGUAAAGAGAAUGCGUUAACAACCCAUGAACUUGGUACAUUGGCAAGACAUUAUGGUGUUAGCCCAUCCAAGCAAAUAAACCUUGAAAUUUUGCUCGGGAUUGCACAACAAACACUUCGUAGAAAAGCAUUUGAAGACUUCUCCAGUUUAAUGAUCGCAUGUCGCCAACAAGAUGCCGAUAAAACAGGUGAACUAAGCCGUCAUGCAAUAAGACGCAUAUGUUUAGCGCAUCACUUACCAUUACCUGAUGACAUGUUGAAUUCACUUAUGAAUUGUUUAGUCAAUCAAAAUGAUUUAAUACAAUAUGAACAAUUUAUUAAUCAGCUUAAUUGGAAAAAUUAUAAUAUUAAUGAAUUAUCUAUUCAACCAUCAUUGGAUUAUACUGGAAAUAUUAAUAUUGACUGGUUACCAAUAAGUAAAGGUGAUAUGCCAAAAUCAAUGAAUUUAAGUAAAAAAUUAAAAGUCGAUAAAAUCAAUUAUAAAUCAUUGAUUAAUGAUUUAUUUAUGAAAGAUUUAUUUCAUUCACAAAUUGAUUAAUCAAUUAGUUUAAUAAAAUAAUUAAUUAUUAUUAUAUUUUUCCUUUAUAUACAAAAUCUAUAUACGAAAUAAACUAUAUAUUCAUUUUAAAUAUAAAUUGCCUAGUUGAUUUUAGUAAUUAAAAGAAUGAAAAGAUA
Messenger RNA from Schistosoma spindalis, 2732 nucleotides. The record is from the annotation of a GenBank genome assembly. Lineage: Eukaryota; Metazoa; Platyhelminthes; Trematoda; Strigeidida; Schistosomatidae.